Messenger RNA from Cebus imitator (Panamanian white-faced capuchin), 385 nucleotides. RefSeq names its product dolichol-phosphate mannosyltransferase subunit 3-like. Gene Ontology annotation, biological process: GPI anchor biosynthetic process. Lineage: Eukaryota; Metazoa; Chordata; Mammalia; Primates; Cebidae. The record is from RefSeq and is a predicted model, not a curated record. The coding region runs from base 35 to 313 and encodes 92 amino acids. Gene Ontology annotation, cellular component: endoplasmic reticulum membrane; dolichol-phosphate-mannose synthase complex. The transcript has a single exon.
CUGGGGAAGGGGAGACGCGGGGCCAAGAGUGACCAUGAUGAAAUUAGUGCAGUGGCUUUGGGGACUGGCGAUCCUGGGCUCCACCUGGGUGGCCCUGACCACGGGAGCCUUGGGCCUGGAGCUGCCCUUGUCCUGCCAGGAAGUCCUGUGGCCACUGCCUGCCUACAUGCUGGUGUCCACCGGCUGCUAUGCCCUGGACACUGUGGGCUGUCAUGUGGCCACUUUUCAUGACUGCGAGGAUGCCACACGCAAGCUGCAGAGCCAGAUACAGGAGGCCCAAGCCGACUUAGCCCGCAGCGGGCUGCGCUUCUGACAGCCUAACCCCAUUCCUGCCCGGACAGCCCUUCCUCCCAUUCCCCAUUACAGAGCCAGUGUAUUUUCUAAA